Molecule: messenger RNA, 2384 nt
Organism: Amaranthus tricolor (Joseph's coat)
Lineage: Eukaryota; Viridiplantae; Streptophyta; Magnoliopsida; Caryophyllales; Amaranthaceae
Exons: 2
Coding region: 838-2133 (431 amino acids)
Source: RefSeq, a predicted model, not a curated record
CUACAUUUAGUGUUAGAGCGUUUUUAGCUCAAUUCUUAUCACUUACAUAAAUUCUCAAGUCUUUCCUAUUCCUAAAAAAAAAAAUAACUUUUAAUUGUUGGUAGAAUAAGGAUUUUGCCACAAACACUCAGACAAAAGUCCAAAAACUCUAGACUUAUACAGACAAUCCACUCUCUAUCCUCUAUUAUAGAAGUAUUAUAAGUACAGUUUCUGACAUUACAUUCUUCCUCUUUUCUUUCUUCCUUAUUGCACAAAUUUCAAGCUUAAUUUUUCAGUUUUUAUCCAUUUAUGGUCACAAUUCCUCGACUGAAGUACUGAUAGUGGACAAAACUUUGAAAUUUAAGGUCUUGAGCUCUGUGCUUUUCUCCAAAACUUUCCCUUUUUUGUCAACAAAUCAACUUUGACUUUUGCACUUGAAAGGCUAGAAAAAAAAAACAUAACCUUCAUUUUUAGGCAAAAAAUUGAAAAAAACAAAUCACAUCUUUUUUGUGGGUUUGAUUAAUUAUAAGUAUUUAACGCCUUUACUGAAAUUUUCAAGCUGAAUUUGGUAUUUUUUUUGUCUCUGAAUUAUGUUUUCUGAUCUGGGUUUUUUCUCUCAUUAUGUUAUUGUGUAAUUGUUUCAAUUUACUUUGAAUUUGGUGCUAGUGCUUCUGGUUAUAAGUGGGGUUUGUUUUACUUUAUUGGAAUCUGUUAAAAUGUGGGGUUCUUCUUGUUUUUAUGUUUAAUUGAUAAGCUUUUGUUUUACUCCUUUUUAAGCUCUCUUGGGGUUUCACUUUUUUUGUAGUUGCUGUAAUUUGGAGCUGAACUUUUUGAGGUUUGUAAUUCUGUUGUGGUAUCAUGGACUCUCCACAAUCUGUUGUUUCACCAUUCAAGAACCUAACUGUUAGUGGUACCGAGUCGGAAAAACAGAAAUCGGAAGUCUUGGUGAGGGAACCUGCGACUCACGUGUCAAACGGAACGAACAAUGGGUUGAAGGUAAAUGCUCAUAGCUCACAAGACUUCAUUGGAACCCUCGACGUGUUUGUACAUCAGGCAAGGGACAUCCAGAACAUCUGUAUUUACCACAAACAAGAUGUUUACGCCAAGCUUUGCUUGACUAGUGAUCCUGAAGCUGCGGUAUCCACGCAAACCAUAAAUGGUGGUGGAAGAAAUCCCAUCUUUAAUCAAAGCAUUCAGCUGAAUGUUAGGACCGUCGAAUCCUCCCUGAAAUGUGAGCUCUGGAUGCUUAGCCGUGUCAGAAAUUAUCUUGAAGAUCAGUUGCUCGGGUUUGCUCUUGUCCCAUUGUCGGAAAUCUUUAUCAAGAAUGGGAAGUUAGAGAAAGAAUUCACUCUCUCUUCGACUGAUCUUUUCCAUUCUCCAUCUGGGUUUGUCAAAUUGUCUAUAUCAUACUCCGGUGCCUCCCCAGAAGUCAUGGAAAUUUCUAAAUUACCUAUGGAUGUCGAAAAUACUGUGCAGGCAUCAGGCGCUGUAGAGUCUGUUCCUAACGACUUUGAAAAGAUCGAGUUUCCUGACCCAAAUAUCCUGAACGAAAACGAAAUGAUGAUAUCCGAGUACUUUGCGCUCAAUUUGGAAUCUCAGACUCCCGAGAGUUUGGUUUCAUCAGACACCGAGAGUCAUGAGCUUGGUGUUCGUGUUGUAGAGAAUUUUUCAGCAAAUGGUGAAGAACAGUCCGAGCCAAUUAUCCCUAAUGCUGAUUCCCCUCCUAGCAGUGUUUCCACCAAUGAAUCUCUUCCAUCUGUUUGUCUCCCCGCUAGCUCUCAAUUUUUGGAGGCCCCUGUCACUCCCGAGUCUCCAAGACAUGAGCAUGUAUCCCCCGUAAAAGACACGAAGAACGAAGAGGGAGAUAGCGAGAGAAAUUCUGCUAACGGGUCUUGUAAACCAUCGAAAGAUACAAUUAUAACCCCGCUUGUGACUGUGAACGUCGAGCCAGAGGAGAAAAUGGUGCAGCAAGACAUUGUUGAUAUGUACAUGAAAAGCAUGCAGCAGUUUACCGAGUCCUUGGCCAAAAUGAAGCUUCCCAUGGAUCUCGAGUCUGAACCAACCAUGUCGGGGAGUUCGAGUUCUGAUCAAAAGUCGGAAACACCAAAGAGUACUGGUUCUCGAGUCUUCUAUGGAAGUCGGGCUUUCUUCUAAUAAGUUUUUUAUAAUCAUGGUGGAAAGCUGAAACAGGUGACUUUCUAGAUCUUAGAAUCAUGAAUAUUUAGUGAUUACUGAUGUAUGUUGAGAUGUAAUUUGUGUUUUUAGUGUUCACUGAUGUAUGUUUAGUAUAUCUUAGUUCUUAGAUCAUGGUGGGGGGAUAGUAUUGAGCAAUGGCUGUAUUAGGUGCAAACUUUGCUCUGUCACAUUUCAUGUUAUGAUAAAUGAACAAGUUUCUUCUGUGUCUA